UCGUAAGUUUCUUUCUGUGUCGUAUGGUGUAUGAGUAGUAUAUUUCCAUCAUGCAGUUAUUUGUGAAAACUUUAACUAAUAGAACCAUUACUCUUGAAGCUGAAUCUUCUGAGACUGUUGAGAAUAUCAAAAAUGUAAUUCAAGACAGAGAAGGAAUCCCUUUGUAUGAGCAAAGAUUAUACUUUGCUGGUAGACAAUUAGAAAAUGAAAAAAUACUUUCUGAUUAUAAUAUUCAGAAAGAAUGUUCACUUGAUCUACAAUUACGUUUGUAUGGUGGCGCCAAGAAACGCAAGAAGAAGAAUUAUUCUACUCCAAAAAAAAUUAAGCAUAAGAAGAAGAAAGUUAAGCUUGCAGUUCUCAAGUUUUACAAGGUUGACGAAAAUGGUAAAAUUCAUCGUUUAAGACGAGAAUGUCCUUCAGAACAAUGUGGAGCUGGAGUUUUUAUGGCUGCAAUGGAAGAUAGACAUUAUUGUGGCAAAUGUGGAUAUACUCUUGUAUUUAAUAAACCUGAAGACAAAUAAAUGCAAAAUAAUUAA
Ceratosolen solmsi marchali is the source of this 536-nucleotide messenger RNA. It is a transcript of the gene RpS27A, whose product is annotated as ribosomal protein S27A. Gene Ontology annotation, cellular component: ribosome. The coding region runs from base 51 to 521 and encodes 156 amino acids. Gene Ontology annotation, biological process: translation. The transcript is spliced from 4 exons. The record is from RefSeq and is a predicted model, not a curated record. NCBI's taxonomy places the organism in Eukaryota, Metazoa, Arthropoda, Insecta, Hymenoptera, Agaonidae. Gene Ontology annotation, molecular function: protein binding; structural constituent of ribosome.